Symbiodinium necroappetens is the source of this 681-nucleotide messenger RNA. The record is from the annotation of a GenBank genome assembly. NCBI's taxonomy places the organism in Eukaryota, Dinophyceae, Suessiales, Symbiodiniaceae.
AUGACGACACAGGAGGCGGCGGUCCUGACCAAGCUCUACCAGCUCGCUGUGGUGUGGAAGGAGCAGAAGGAGAGGAACGAGGUGCAAUGCUCGUGCCGAAUGGCACUCUUCUUGGGACUCCUACAGGGGCUCGAUCGGCUUCGGUCCCUGGAGCAGGAAAAUGCAGAGGCGAAGGCGGUCAAGGAGAGGAUCCAGGAGCUGGGCUACGCCUACCAGCCGGAGGGCAUGACCGAACUGCACUGGCCCUACAUGAGAUGGAAUCAGGAGAAAGGGGCCCUGGAGAGGGUUCAAGAUUUGGAGCCGAUGCUGCAGAGCCAGGUCGUGAGCACGAUCAUCCAGCUGCAGGCGACCAUCGUCGGCCCCAACGUCUUGCAGAAGUUUCAUUCGACGAGGCGGAUGGCGGCAGCCUACCAGGGAGAGACGGUCACUUUUCUGCUCUCAAUUGGGCUGAGGGAUGUCAUGGCCUCGCAGGCGUGGGGAAUGUUGACCACCCUAUGCGGCAACGCCAGCUCCAAGAUCAUCGGUUUGAGGAUGAGGCCAAUCAAGAUGGAUCGGCAGCCGAUUGCCAAGGUGGUGGCAGAGAGGUUCCCUCCGCCACCAGAGCGGAGUCAGGGGCAGCGGUAUACCCAGAGGCAGAGCGAGGCGGUCGAGGAGAAGAACAAGUCGGACGCAGAGCUUUGA